Messenger RNA from Ylistrum balloti, 867 nucleotides. Its product is annotated as CXXC motif containing zinc binding protein-like. Lineage: Eukaryota; Metazoa; Mollusca; Bivalvia; Pectinida; Pectinidae. The record is from RefSeq and is a predicted model, not a curated record. The transcript is spliced from 7 exons. Gene Ontology annotation, molecular function: zinc ion binding. The coding region runs from base 132 to 614 and encodes 160 amino acids.
AGUCCGUGGUACUACCGUUGACUACAAAUGUCAUCAAACAAGUAACCACAAAUUAAAAGUUUCUAUGUUAUUUGAUAGCAUCAACAAAGGGGGAUAACUCUCAGUAUUUAUGGACCAAAGCACUGGGAAGGAUGGUGAAAAUUGGUCUCCAGUUCAAAGCUGAUUUAGAAUUUUUAACAAAUUUAAGACCAGAUGGAGAAGAUUUUAGGUGGUAUGUGAAGCUGAAAUGUCACAGUUGUGGUGAAGCUACGACAGAGUUUCAAUAUCUAACACUGAUAGACAGUUCUCCAUUAAAAGGUGGCCGAGGCUCAGCUAGUUUGGUGAUGAGAUGUAAACUGUGUUCCAGAGAAAAUUCUAUAGACAUAAUUAAAGAUUCAAUAAAACCUUAUAACAUAGAUGACAGUGGAAAAUUCAAGACAGUUGUGGUGUUUGAUUGUCGAGGCAUGGAACCUGUCGACUUUUCCCCGAGAGUUGGAUUUAUGGCUGAGGGAUCAGAAACAGGUACAAAGUUUCCUGAAGUGGAAUUAACAGAAGGUGAUUGGGUUGACUAUGAUGAAAAGCAAGGCGAAUCAGUGGGAGUGUAUGAUAUUGAACACAAGUUUGUCAAGUGCUAACAGACAUAUUUAAGAUCUCUUCAGCGUUAUACAGGAGACGUCCUUUAGAGGAGAGGUUUCUUCAAUGAGGCUAUUCAUAGAUGACGCAAUUUUCAAGAAAUGGUGCAAAAUAAAAUUUCUCAAUUUGAUAUUUCAUGUAUCACUGCUUUCGGAUUUUUACUUCAUAUUUUAUGUUUACGACAGAAAAAUCAUGAUAAUUUUUUUUUGUGAUUUCAUUAUCUUGAAAAUAAAAUACAAUUUUUUUUCUGAAAAA